AUGCCCGGCGAAGCGAGACAACUCCUUAAGCAUGCCGUCGAGGCAGCGGCAGACGAGGCGAAAACCGGCAAAUCGUCUCAUGAAGCCGUCAAGGUCGGCGCAUACCAAGCCCCUGGCCGCAUUGGAGACCCAGGUAUGGGCAUGGAGCACGAUCCAAGAGUCAACCCGAAGUUGCUGGCCGCUGUCAGACCGCUCGGAAUGGACAAGUUCCAGGCACCGCCCGGACUGGCCAAAUUGACGGAAAACUCGAGUAUGGAGGAGAUUGCUGAGCUGGUGGAUGAAUUCGAGCAGGGAAUUAUGAUGGUGUACGGUGGUCAUGCCAUCUCACUGGACUUGCCCAGUGACAAGGAUAUGAAAGUUGAGAUGACAGAGGAGACAAUCAAAGGUGGAGAUGGACAAGACAUGAAAGUCUACGUUUACCGUCCGUCGAACCAGGGCGACGAGAAGCUGCCCGCUGUCGUCUACACGCAUGGCGGCGGCAUGGUCCUCGUCGCCACCAUGAACCCGGUGCACGACUUCUGGUGCAAGGGACUCGCUUCGCAAGGUCUCGUCGUCGUCAUGCCCGACUUCCGCAACGCUUAUACGAAGGAGAAGUACAACCAUUUUCCGGCUGGACUGAAUGACUGCGUCGCGGCUGUCAAGUGGACCUCCGCCAACAAGGACCGUCUCAAGAUCCGUAACAUUGUCCUGAAUGGCGAAAGUGGCGGGGGAAACCUCGCGUGCGCCAUCUCUCUGCAGGCCAAUCGUGACGGAUGGGUGAAAGAGAUCUCCGGCGUCUACCCGAUUGUGCCAUACAUCAGCAACCUGUACGGUGCCAGCGCUGAGCGGAAGCUCAAGGAACUCCCCAGCUUGGUUGAGAACCAUGGGUACUUUUUGAACAGCUGGAGCAAUGCGUUUCUGGGAUACUUCUACACCCCAACCGACGAGGGCGCCUCUGACCCUAUCGCCUGGCCGUAUCAUGCUACCGAAGACAUGAUGAAGGGACUGCCACCUCACGUGGUGGUGAUGGACCAGCUGGACCCUUUGCGUGACGAAGGCUUCUCCUACGCUCAGCGGCUGGCCAAGACGGGCGUGCAGGUGAAGUACUCGAUGAACAUUGGCGUGCUGCAUGGGUCUGCGCUCUUAUUCCGCAGCGCUCUUCCAGAGCUGCACCUGGGGAUGGUGAGGGAGGUCGCUGCGUUCGCCAAGUCCUUGUAG
Messenger RNA from Saxophila tyrrhenica, 1197 nucleotides. RefSeq lists its product as uncharacterized. Bases 1 to 1197 code for a protein of 398 amino acids. NCBI's taxonomy places the organism in Eukaryota, Fungi, Ascomycota, Dothideomycetes, Mycosphaerellales, Extremaceae. The record is from RefSeq and is a predicted model, not a curated record. Gene Ontology annotation, molecular function: hydrolase activity. The transcript is spliced from 2 exons.